This is a messenger RNA of Olea europaea var. sylvestris, 3175 nucleotides long. RefSeq lists its product as uncharacterized. The transcript has 5 exons. NCBI's taxonomy places the organism in Eukaryota, Viridiplantae, Streptophyta, Magnoliopsida, Lamiales, Oleaceae. The record is from RefSeq and is a predicted model, not a curated record. The coding region runs from base 333 to 2825 and encodes 830 amino acids. Gene Ontology annotation, molecular function: zinc ion binding.
UAUUCUUAGAGCAACGGGAAAAAGCAACUGAAGUUUUCUUCAUCGGAAUAACGCUAAAAUAUCGGGGGAGAGGGAAAAAGGGAUAUAUUCAUCACCCGUUUGGCACCAAUUUAUCUUCUGCAGCAGUGAUCUCUACUCAAUUUCUUCAUCAACAAAGCUGGAAGGUUGGAUUCAAUUUUUCCGCCUGAUACGUGCACAAUUUUCAUGAACGUGUCAUGUCAGGACUUGAAACCAGAUGGGCCUGAUUUAUCUUAAAUUUGGUCAUUGACAUCGUUGGGUGUUGAUCCAAAUAUCCCCUCUAAGAGGUAGCUUCUUAGAGUUGAACCACAGGUAUGGAUGGGGUUCCUGUUUUUGUAAAGUAUAAUGGACGAUGGGAUGAAAAUAAUAUAUAUGUUGACCAUGAGAUGACUGGGGUAUUGGUUCCUCUUGGAACAUCAUAUGUUGGAUUGUUGGAGAUAUUGUAUGAUGCAUUGGGUUUGGGGCCUUUAUCACAAACAAUACGAAUGAAGUAUAUAGCUGAAGUUGGAAGCUCACCCAUCGAAAUAUCACAUGAUCGUGAUGUUUUCUUUUACUUGAAUUUGAAAGAGAGAGAUGCUCAACUCAAUAGCUUUCCCAUUUGUCUUGAGAUUAAGAAUGGGCCGAUGGAGGAGAUUUUGCCACUAGCUACAGAGGACAAUAAUCACUUAUCACAUGCAAAAAUUCAAAGUCCACCUCAUGAGAUCCACCCUGAUCCACAAUUAAAUGAUCAAGCGCCUUGCAAUAUGUCACUCGAGAUUACAGUUGAUGAUGUUCCUUAUGAUAUGAAGGCUGAAGGUAAUAACGCCUUACAACAUCUAGCUGAGCUUAUUGCUACUGCCGAUCUGCAAAAUGAAGCAAACUAUAGGAGACAGAUCACAGAUAAUAAUGUUGAGCUAUCUGUCAUAAAUGGUCUUUCAAAUGCUCAAAUAUCUGUUGAAGAAAGAUCCGCUGAAGGUCAAAUUGAAACCUUAGAUUCCGAUGAAGACCUUAGAAUGAUUGAUGAAUCUGAAAAUGUUAGAGAUAUGAUCACCGAGGUCUUGCCUACUGUGUUGCGAGUAAAAAAUAUUUACCCGAGCAAAGAAGUAUUAAAGAAACAACUUGGCAUGCUUGCCAUUAGGAAUCAUUUUCAGUUUAAGGUAAAAAGAUCCACAAGGAGAGUAUUGCACGUGGUUUGUGUCGAUCCCAAAUGUAAGUGGACAGUACGUGCGACCAAGCUUGAACGAAAUGAUAGAUUUGUGGUUAAAAGGUAUGAUGCAAGCCACACUUGCUCACCGGAAACUGUUCAAGGUGAUCAUCGUCAAGCUAGUAGCUGCGUCGUAGGGGAAUGCGUGAAGAGAAAAUACCAAUUACGUUCAUGUUCUAGCAUUAAACCUCAUGACAUCAUUAAUGAAAUGCGUCAAACUUAUGGAGUGACAAUAACCUACGAAAGGGCUUGGCGAGCUAGAGAAUGUGCAUUAGAGAGUUUGCGGGGUUCAUACGAGGAAGCUUACUACUCAUUGGCAAAGUACACAUACAUGUUAAACAAAAUGAAUCCUGGAUCAGUUGUUGCCUUGGAGACAGAAGAAAACAAUAAAUUCAAGUACUUCUUUAUGUGCUUGGCCGCCUCCAUUCAAGGUUGGCAACAUUGUAGACCUGUAAUUCUUGUAGAUGGCAAUUUCUUGAAGCUUAAAUACGGUGGGACAUUGUUCACUGCUUGUGCUAAGGAUGGUAAUGAACAAAUUUUUCCCUUAGCUUUUGGGAUUGGAGAUCCAGAGGAUGCUGCUGCAUGGGAGUGGUUCUUUGUCAAGUUGAAGGAAGCAAUUGCUGAUCGUGAAGAGUUGGUUAUAAUUUCAAACUUCGACAAAAGCAUUUGUAAAGCUAUUGAGAAAGUAUAUCCAAAUGCAGAUCAUGGUAUAUGCACACAUCAUUUGUUAAACAAUCUGAAGGUAAAUUUUAGAAAGGCAGGGAAAGAAAUGCCUACAUAUUUUUACAAUGCUUCCCGAACAUACCUUAUGGAGGAAUUUGAAUUUUAUAUGAACAACCUCGAUAUAGUGAACCCGAGCAUCCGUGCAUACCUUCAAGGACAAGCAGGGUAUGAAAAAUGGUCACGAGCUUUUUUUAGUGGCCUUCGGUAUUCAAUAAUGACAACUGAUAUAGCCAGAUCAAUAAAUGUAACCGAUGUUCAGGCAAAGGAUAUGCCAAUCACCCGUUUGAUCGAGUGGUUGAUGUCAAUGGUGCAAAGAUGGUUUUCUGAACGUCGCAGUGCAGCUGAAUCUACAUCCACAAUGCUUGCAACUGUAGCAGAAGAUCGACUAAGGGAACAGAAUGUAUUGUCAUUAUCAAUGACGGUUCACCCUGCGAACAGUCAUGAGUUUCAUGUUUUGGACCCAGAAGCGCGGUCAUUUGUUGUAAACUUGGAGUCAAAGACUUGUGUCUGUAGGGAGUUUCAAGUCGAUCAAUUACCAUGCUCCCAUGCUUUGGCUGCGAUAAAUAUGUGCAAAUUGAGUGCAUACGACUAUUGCUCUGGUUAUUAUAAAAAGGAGGCAUUGUCUGCAUCAUAUGCAGCUACCGUUCAUCCUUUAGGGAAUGAAUCCUGUUGGGUUGUUCCAGACGAGAUCAAAGAUAGAAUAAUUUUACCCCCAAAAUGGAGACGACGGUCUGGUAGACCAAGGAAACGAAGGAAUCCCAAGAAAACUACUAAGGGCAGAUGCUCGAGAUGCAAGGAGUACGGGCAUAAUAGAAAGACUUGUCAAAAUACAAUCUCCCGGGACUCGAACAGUUCAAGUGAUUCUUCUAUUAGUGAAAGUGCCACUAAUGAUGUUACUUGAGUGUUAGCAAGUAUGAUUUUAAUGUGUUAGACUUGUAUUGUUUUUUAAUGUAAUAGGAUUAUGCAGUUGUAAAUGUAAUAGGAUUAUGCAGUUGUAACAUGAUUGUGAGUUUGUAGUUUAGAUGUCUAUUUGUUAAGAAUUAAGCCAAAUGACCACAUUUGUUGACACAAAUGUUGACACACCUCUCACAGUCGAGGUGUGGGUCCCGCGCCAAUAAAAUAAUGCCGACCUCCUCAUGUGAGUGUGUUGUGUCAACCGAUGUGUCAACAAAUGUGGCUAUGUAGCAUGAGCCAUUUGUUAAAGCAUUUUAGCAUGGUUGGUAUAUUGGUAAGAGUAAUCUACGUAUUUCA